Molecule: messenger RNA, 771 nt
Organism: Rhineura floridana
Lineage: Eukaryota; Metazoa; Chordata; Lepidosauria; Squamata; Rhineuridae
Exons: 6
Coding region: 1-771 (256 amino acids)
Source: RefSeq, a predicted model, not a curated record
AUGUCGGUUAUCUGGCCAAUGGGUCAGCAACGGCCAUUGGUUGACCUCCACCAGUGGGCUUUCCUUGGAGAGGAGGCUGCAGUGGAGACGCUGAGGGCGAGUGGCACAGCCGAGGCUAAGGGCUGCUGUUUCUCCAGAGAUAAAAGAGAUUUUGACAAUCUGACGGUGUUGCAGAAAAGAGUAAAAGUCUGCCCAAUUGGAGAAUCCCAACCUAAGCAAUCUGGGAGGGGACGGGUGUCUGAGGAGAAGCGUUUGGAAGAGCCAAGCCACCGUGGGUCACGGCAGCUAGGAGAGACUAAACAAGAGUCCGGAGAGACUAAACAAGGCGCCCUUGAGAUCAAUCCCACUGCCCCUGGAACAGAGGGAACCCUUCUAGGGUCGCUGCAGCUCACAAGGAGCCACGAAGGGCAAGGAUCAGUAAGACAAGUGGUUGGCUUCACAGAUGAAAGCACCUUGUCCACUUCCUCAGAAGGGAGAAGCCGAAACCAAUCCCAAUUUACCGGCAUGCAACUGGCCAACUCUGGUUCAUCUACUGUGUCCACGGCGCACGGGAUCGAGCUCCUACUUGGACUUUAUGGCAAUGCUGGGCAGAGCAAUUCAACUUACGGGAGGCUGGUGGGAAAGCCAGCAGAAGCGGAGUUGGUGGAAGGGGCUGCCACAAUUCAGCUGCACCGGCAGAGUAUGGCAGAAGGAAAUAAUACAUAUUUUCUUCCGCAACCCCUUUUCCUGGCAUACCAGCUGCCGGGACAAAGAGCCAUGGGAGGGAGCUGA